UUUUUUUAUGAUGCUUCUAUUUUGCAACUUACUUGACUAGCAUUUGGAAAUGAAAUCACCUUAAUUAUGCAAAUAAAUUAUGAAUACAGUGAGGUCUUACCCAUUACCCUUUUAUUAUGAAAUGCAGUCAACUGCUUUGGCUGCAGCCCAGAGUUGUUACACCACAGAGUGUCAGCAUGUGGCCUGUGGAGGAAUGCCUGCCUGCACUGACUGUGAAGUAAACAAGAGAAAAAUUGAUAAUAAAUUCAUCAAAUAUACUUGUGAUAAUUAACAUUCACGAUAAAAGUUCAGGAAAUAUAUUAAUAUGGCAGACUUAAAGUGUUGCACUGGAAAACUAAGCCCAGAUUUUCAGGAAUCAGACAUUUUAGUUGUUUAUUGUUAUUUAGUAAAGCAAACAGACGCAGAAGAUUGUUACGUUUUCUGCUGUUUCUACUUUCCAUGAAGGCAUGCUGCCUCUACAGUGUGGCUUAAAAAUAGUCCAAUGGGAGUCUUAAUGCUACUUAGCAACAUUUAGAGUGCAGGCACGUGGACUUCUUUGGAGUAUUUAAAAGUGUGGAAUGUUGUUUAGACAAAAUACCACUGUACUGCAAGGACAGACUGCACAGUGCAUUAUUUAAAUCAAACCAAAUCACAGAGUGAGAGGUCUCUCAUUCUUUACUCUUGAAUAAAUCUGCCCCCUUGUCUGCCUCUAAAAGAAGAGGGGAUCAGUUAGCCUUAAGGAGUUUUCCAUAAAAAGUUCUCCCCUCAAAAGGAGGUUUAAUACUCUCACGGGAGUGGAAACUGAAGUUUUUAAAUUGUGACUCCGUCCCAGCGAGGGACCAGCUCAUUCUGCCCCACAGAGCGCUCAACCCUACCACUCCGGUGCUAAGCUGAAGACUUUAAGAGGAACACCACGUCUUGAAGGACAUUUUUUUUCUCCCUCAAGAGCAGGGAGGUAGUUUUUAUAAAGUAUGGGAGACUAUGAUGAAGACACUGCAUUCCUGGGACAAACUGGUCCUUACUUCUGGACUACAUUCUUCCUCCUCAACACAGUUUUUGUGUCAACUGGAUUCAAUGGACUCUACAUUGUGUUUGUUGGAGCAGCUCCGAAGCACCACUGUCUCAUUCCAGACGUCAACCUCACUGACGAGUGGAGAGAUGCCAUUAUUCCCGUCAGGAUAGUGGACGGCGCGGAGGUUCAGAGCCAGUGCAGCAGAUACAAGCUGGAUGUGGUCAGAAAUCUCUCUGCAGAAGGAUCUAUACCUGGAAGGGGUGUAAACGUCACUAACCUGGAGCAGGAGGGAUGUUUAGAUGGAUGGAUCUACAGCAAAGAUAUCUACCAAUCCACUAUUGUCACUGAGUGGGACCUUGUUUGUGACAACCAGUGGAAAGUUCCUUUUGCAUCAUCAACCCUCUUUGUGGGAUACCUUGUUGGUUCCCUAAUCUCAGGCCAACUUUCUGACAGGUAUGGGAGGAAGAAAGUUGUUUUCAUCUCUCUCGGGGCCCAGUGUCUCUCGGUCCUGCUUCAGUCCUUCUCACAUUCAUGGAGGAUGUUCUGUAUCAUGUUCCUCUUUGUUGGAGCCUCUCAGAUCUCCAUCUACAUCUCUGCAUUUGUACUAGGCACGGAGGUGUUGAGCAAAACCAUGCGAGUGCUCUUCACGACCCUCGGGGCCUUCCUGUUCUAUUGCAUCGGGUACAUGACACUACCCUGGAUUGCAUACGGUAUCAGAGAAUGGAGGACUCUACUCGCCGUUCUGUCAGCAACUUCUGUGGUUUACAUCCCUCUGUGGUGGUUUGUCCCAGAGUCUCCUCGGUGGCUGAUCACUCAGGGAAGAGUAGAAGAGGCAGAGCCCAUUGUGAGAGAUGCUGCAAGGAGAAAUAAAGUGGACGCUCCAGCUAUAAUCUUCAAAGAAUCAGAGCUGCAGGAAAUGUCUCCCAGCAAGACUUACACUAUGCUUGAUAUUCUGAAAUCCAAGAACAUCAGAUGCAUCACACUGAUGUGCCUCCUUUUGUGGAUGGCUAUAAAUAUUGGGUAUUUUGGAUUAUCCCUGAACACCUCCAACCUGAGCGGCAACCCCUUCAUGAACUGCUUCUUGUCAGCUACUACUGAAGUUCCUGCUUAUGUGGUUUCUACUUGGCUGCUGAAGAAAUGUCCCAGGAGAGUACUUCUGUCAUCGUUCCUUGUCAUUGGAGGAGGAGUUCUUCUGCUCAUCCAGUUCAUCCCUGACACUCUUCAGCAUGUUGCUCUGGCACUGGAGAUGACUGGGAAGUUUGGCUUCACCAUGGCCUUCAGCAUCGUGUACAUCUACACCGCUGAGAUCUACCCCACUGUGCUGAGGAACGUUGGCAUGGGAAUGUGCUCUUCUGCUGCACGCAUUGGCAGCAUCACAGCUCCUUAUGUCAUUUAUUUAGGUACAUAUAAUAAGGUUUUGCCUUAUAUUCUAAUGGGAAGCCUCACUAUUGCCUCCUCUGUGGUUAACUUGUUCCUCCCGGAGACCCUCCAUAAAGAUCUUCCGGAAACAGUUGAGCAAAUGCAAGAAUGUCAAGGGGUGUGCAGUGGAGCCAAAAAGGAGAAAUAUGUAGAAAACGGAGCUAUGGGCAACCUUCCUGUCCAACAUGAGGCCAAAUCUGACGUGCAAACUCUUACGCUUUAGUUUUUUGUAAUCUCUUUACAUUCAAUUUGUAACUGUAGGACGUUAGUUUCCAGAGUUCAUAUGGUAAUGCUCAUAUGAUCCCAUGUUUAAAUAUGUUAAUUUGUGUUCUGUAGCCAUGAAAAUGUUUGUAAUAGGAAGCGUGACAUGUGAAGGUGUCAGAAAGUCUAGGGUUGGUGUGCCUCUCUAUGACAUUUAAUGUUUCCAUUUGGGGUUAAAGAUCACAGGCGAUAAACCAGGAGGAACCAGAUGUUGUUUACAUCAGGGUAUUAAAAGAACUGUCACUUUUUUGUCUUUUUCGUUUCAUCUGCUACCUGUACUGGAGCACAGUUGUUGUGACUCAAGCUUGUUAAAUAAAUUCCUGAACUGAACAUUCAA
Molecule: messenger RNA, 3008 nt
Organism: Amphiprion ocellaris (clown anemonefish)
Lineage: Eukaryota; Metazoa; Chordata; Actinopteri; Pomacentridae
Gene: slc22a5
Product: solute carrier family 22 member 5
Exons: 10
Coding region: 951-2633 (560 amino acids)
Biological process (GO): transmembrane transport
Cellular component (GO): membrane
Molecular function (GO): transmembrane transporter activity
Source: RefSeq, a predicted model, not a curated record